Molecule: messenger RNA, 324 nt
Organism: Staurois parvus
Lineage: Eukaryota; Metazoa; Chordata; Amphibia; Anura; Ranidae
Source: the annotation of a GenBank genome assembly
CAGCAGCAAUGGGAGGCCGUACAGGGACCCAUGAGACACUCUGGACCUGGCAGCAGCAUGAGGAGGCGGUACUGGGGCCCAUGGCAGACUGUGGACCUGGCAGCAGCAUGAGGAGGCAGUACAGGGGCCCAUGGCAGAUUAGGGGCCUGGCAGCAGCUAUGGGAGGCCGUAAUCUGCCAGCACCCUAUGACAAAAAAAUGGAACACACCAGCAGUGUGAGGAGACCUGAAAGUGGCACAUGGCAUGAGACACUGUGGACCUGGCAGCAGCAUGAGGAGGCGGGACAGGGGCCCAUGGCAGAUUAGGGGCCUGGCAGCAGCUAUG